UAAGAUUAUAAAGUUUUUGUUAAGAUUUGCAUAUAUAGGUGUUGUGUCCAUUCGCUUUUAUACUAUUUUAACGAUCGAAGGUAACGGAGAACUAUCAUCAUAUAGAAAAGCAUAUCAUAUUAUCUGUAAGAUAAUCAAUUCGAUCACAGAUUUAGCGUGGCUUUUUGACAAGAUGAACGCUUGGAUCGUAUUUUUGGCAGCCUUCGUGGCUUUUGCCGCGACUGUAAAAGCAGACAAAAAGAUCGUCUGUUACUUCGGUAGCUGGGCAGUCUAUCGACAAGAUGCAGGCAAAUUCGACAUUGAUGACAUCGAUCCAAAUCUCUGCACUCAUAUAAUUUACACAUUCAUUGGACUCAAUUCGGAUGGUAACGUUAGGAUUCUGGACCCUUGGCAAGAUCUUCCAGAUGAUUACGGAAAGAAUGGUUUCGGUAGAUUCAACAAUCUCCGUAAGAACAACACUAAUAUAAAAACUAUGAUCGCUAUCGGUGGAUGGAAUGAGGGUUCUGUCAAAUACUCUAACGUUGUUGCCAAUCCUACCCUUCGCGCUAAGUUUGUUAACUCGGUGGUCCAAUUCUUAAAGAAGUAUGGCUUUGACGGUUUUGAUGUUGAUUGGGAAUACCCAAAUCAACGUGGUGGCAAGCCUGCAGAUAAACAAAAUUAUAUUAGCCUUUUGAAAGAACUUCGAGAGAAAUUUGACCAACAUGGAUACAUUCUUAGUGCGGCUGUCGGUGCUGCUGCAACUUCCGCUCGUCAAUCUUAUAUAAUAUCUGAGAUGUGCAAAUACUUGAACUUUAUCAAUCUUAUGACUUACGAUCUUCACGGUUCUUGGGAAUCUACCACUGGAAUCAAUUCUCCUCUCUAUGCAAAAAAGGGUGCGUCUGCUAAUAACGCUCAAUUCACUGUUGACGCAUCUGUAAAAUACUGGUUAUCACAAGGUGCUCCUCCUGAAAAAUUGAUUCUUGGGGUACCUUUCUAUGGUAGAUCUUUUACUCUUAAAAAUCCUCAACAACAUGAUGUCGGAUCACCAAGUACUGGAGCAGGAAUCGCGGGACCAUACACUAAUGAACCUGGAAUGUUAGGAUAUAAUGAAAUUUGCACAGAACUAAAAAAUGGUAAAUGGAACAUUGUUUACGACAAAGAACAGCGCGCACCUUAUGCAUAUAAGGAUAAUCAAUGGGUAGGGUAUGAUGACGUUCAAUCUUUGAAGGAAAAGGCUGAAUAUGCUAAGGCUAAUGGUCUUGGUGGUGCUAUGUUAUGGAGUAUUGAAACUGAUGACUUCCAUGGUGCAUGCGGAGAAAAAUAUCCUCUUUUGAAAAUUUUGAAUAAUGUUUUGCGAAAUGGUCCACCUUUAACAUCCACACCAACUACACCAACAAAAACAACUACAUCAAUUACACCAACAAAAACAACUACAUCAAUUACACCAACAAAAACAACUACACCAACCGACAUAACUAAGCCUACCAACCCACCAAUGUCCUGAAGGGACUGUUUUUGACCCAACUAUAUCAAGCUGCAACUACCGAAAUGCAGUUCGAUGUUGAUGACCGUAGAUCAAAUUAAAAUGAUAUUUGCAGGAA
Molecule: messenger RNA, 1580 nt
Organism: Vespa mandarinia (Asian giant hornet)
Lineage: Eukaryota; Metazoa; Arthropoda; Insecta; Hymenoptera; Vespidae
Product: acidic mammalian chitinase
Biological process (GO): chitin catabolic process; carbohydrate metabolic process
Cellular component (GO): extracellular region
Molecular function (GO): chitinase activity; chitin binding
Source: RefSeq, a predicted model, not a curated record